AUGCUGUGGAUUACAGUGGAACUGAAGUUUCCAAACAAAGUCUGGGCUGAGUUUCUAAGUGAGGAACAACGCGAAGUUAGAAGAAUUGAAAAGAAAGUAAGAAAAAACAGUGUCUUGUGGUCUGUAUUCCAUCUCAUGACACUUUAAAUGAUGAAACAUUUUAGCAACAGCUUUGCAAAAAAAAUAUUGUUUAAAUCGUCAUGUAAGGGGUUAGCGAAACUUUUAAUAACAAUUAAAAUAGGCCCUGCCUUUUACAUGGGCUGCAAUCAAGGCAUCCUUGAAUAGCCGGCCUUGUAAGAUCAAGUGGUCUUCGUUUAAAACAAAACGUCUUUAUGGUACAAGAAGCAGAUGAGACACUUUGCUAAUUAACUUGAUUGCAGCAAUUUAAGAUCGUGCGUUUUCACUCCUUUUUAUUUGUGACACUGUUGGUUGGUUGUUGAUUUCUUUUUCCAUUUAUUUCAGCUGAACCAAUUUUUUGAAGACGACAGCAACUAUGCCUCUUGUUUCGUCUUUUCAUUUCGGUCAGUAUCAUCAACGUUUAACCGUACUCAUAAUCAGCAUUUUUACAAGCAUGACUGCGGAGGUGCUGAACUGGGGGCUAGUGGCCGAUCAAUUGAAGUCGAGCCCAAGUGACCGCACUGAAGAACGCAGCCGCGCUAGCACUCAACGUUUUUACGUCCAUUUAUUUGGUCCUUUCUUAACAUCAAUCGUAAAAAUCCGUAUAAUUCAUGGAUAAGCUAGUGUAGACGCGACGUAGAGUGCUAUGGCCUAGCUACCUGCCUGAAAGAAAUUUGUUGUUCAUGUACGUUAUGACUAAAUUCAGGAAAGACUUAGAACCGCCUUGUGCAGCAUAAUGAACAGUAACACAGGAAAGUACUGCUCAGCAGCUUUCAUUUGAAUGGUAACACCAAAGGAUUUUAUCCACAGACUCAAAAGUUAGAACCACCUUGUACAGCAUAAUAAACAGUACCACAGGAAAGUACUGCUCAGUAGCUUUCAUUUGAAUGGUAACACCAUAGGAAUUCAACCACAGAUUUAAAAGUUAGAAUCACAAAUAAUCUCGUCAUUUCUUGGUCUAGGAAGGAAGGGUUAAGCUACCCUUACGACCUGAAGUGAUUGUUUCUUUUCCAGUGCCGGGAGUGUUAUCACCAACGUAAAUAUGUCAUUCUAUUCCUUGGGAGUUGACCAGGCCAUCAAAAUCCAUGAAACAUUAACUGGAAAUGCGUCUGUGAUAUUUGAAGAAGAGGCCAACAUCACUUCCUAUUGGUCAUCAGAUGGUAACGGCCUUUCAUUCUUACUCAGGGGCGGAUCCAGGAUUUUUUUUAGGAGGGGGUGCACUCGUCUCUUGCUCUAGUUGAACACAAAUAAACCACAUAGUUUUUUUUUUGCAGAAUACCAGUUGUAUUAGAAUACCGCAGGUCAUCUCAGGAGGGGGCAGGGGGUGCGCACCCCCUGCACCCUCCCCCUAGAUCCGCCCCUGUUACUUCCUGCUAUUUCGCUUCACACGUGAAACCCCCGUUGAUAAUAUAUUCCCCAAUGAACAAUUCAAGGGAACGGUUUGCAAAAAAUUAAAUGGUAUCGAGUUCUCAAGAACAUAUUAGCCUGAUGGACGUCUAACGCUAUUUACGUAUGAGCUAUUGCAUCCAGGCAAGGCAUGAUCUUGUACCUGUGAAUCCGAAUUUCGAAGUGUUUGUCGAUUGGCAUGAUUCGCCUCUACGCCUUGCCACCCUGAGGUUUCCAAAAACCAUCAAAUUUGCCCCACUACGGGUUUUUCAGAAUAUUGGUAAAGCUAUUAAAUCAGUUGAUUCGUGGGUGGUAAAACGUGCACCAUCCCUGUCCAACUCGUUUUGCAGGAAUGUUGCACUUUUGUGUUGCUUGUUUCCCGUACCUUUAGAUUUUAUUGCUUUCAAUACUUAUGGACUUACAUAACAAGGGGGAGGGGAGCCAGAAGGCCUAAAGUUACGUGAAACGGUAGUUUUUUCAGAAGGCCAUAAAGAGAAAAGCGCAUAAUAAUAGCAUGGUCUCGAACAGAUUCGACACCCUCGUAUUCCGUUUGUUUUCAGUGCCACUGUACAGCCCAUCUAAUGUCACGGCGACCCCAUGUAAUUCUCUGACUCCGUGUCUCCUGGUGUCGUGGGAUAGUUUACCUGACUCAACCUUAUACGAUAUUAGCGGUGUAUUCCAGUAUUACAAAGUUCGCUACCGUACAGUUACUGCCCCAUUUGUGGAGUUGAUAGUACCAAACAAUGAUACAAAACAGGACAAACAAGACGUGCAGUUAACAAAUCUCCUUGCGUACACUGAAUACACUAUCCAAGUUUUUAUGGUCACACUAUUUGCUCAUGGAUUACCCAGUGAUGUUGUUGUUGUCUCUACUCGAGCAGGUGGUGAGUGCCUUUUAACACGUGCAUGAAUAAUAUGUGACGAAAACCCUAACGAAAUCCCUGCUAUUUUAACAGUUUGGAUAUGUUUUCAUAAUCACUGCAAACUUCCUUUCCCUGUUGUUUCCCCAUAGCUAUUCUUCAAGAGUAUGAUUGUUUGAAAACAUUAAAAGUAGUUUUACUUUAACAUAUAACUUGUAAGUAGUAUAAUAGGGAUGAACACAGCUUCUUUUUGCAGGUAAAAAUUUACCUUAUCGAAGCUAAAUCAUUCCCCAGUAAAUUCAUGUGAUUCUAGAAAACGAUUGAAAUAUUCCAGCUAUUCUAUCUACAUGUAUCAAACAAAUUCUUGUGCAAAGUAUAAAUAUAAAUAGUGUAAAUAUAUAAAUAUAACUGGAAAUUUUUGGCAUCUCAUAUUUCCUCUUUCAUUCGUCUUCAUCUACAUGGCUUUCAGAGAAGGGUGUGGCAGGCUUAUCUGCUUCCUGAAAAAAAGUUCUAACUUAAUUUCAGUGCCAGGUGCCUCGCCUAUGAAUCUAGCGGCGGUAGACGCAAAUUCAAGCUGUAUCGAAAUCACGUGGAGUCCAAUUCCUGACAGUUUAAUUAACGCACCCUCACUUUUGGGUUACGAGAUAUCCUGGAAGAAAUACAACGAUUCGUCUUUCAAUUCAACAAUGACAAAUCAAACCAGAGCUUGGUUGACUGGAUUACAGCCAUUUACAGACUAUAACGUUUUGGUCAAAGCUGUAAAUAUCGUUGGUAGCGGUCCUGGUAGUACAGUUCUGACACGUAAGACCACUGAAGAAGGUAAGCUAUACUUUCACCGUAGGGAAAUGAUCUUAGGAGUUAUGUCCAGAAGUGCAGUCAUACUCCUUAUGAUAGCCAUCAUAAAGUGUUCCCGCGGCCCUAAUCUUUACCUAAACGUAAGCAAUGCUAUCAAACAUGGUCAAUAAUUGUCUAAUAUAAGUACCCAAGGUCUGCGUUGUAUGCAUGUCUGGGUAUAAGUGGAUGUUUCAUUGGGCAAAGCAGUAUAGCUUACGUGAAUAGCCUUUGCAGACAAACUACAGUCGCACCCUAUCAUGUAAGUGAAUGUCGGUCGUUUCGCCUACAAGUUGUUUUGCCCACACUGAGGUCGAUUCGCCUACAUAUUAAAUUAAUUGUUUCCUAGACGAUUUAUAUAUUUUUAUAUUCGUCGCUAAAACAAUUAUGAAAUGCGGCCGGAUUUGAGUUGGAUUUUGUGAUUUAUUUGCCAUUUCCUUAGCCGAUUAACUUGCGUGAACGAUCAAGUUAGGGUGCGCAAAUUUUUGCACGAACUGCUUUGAAUAUAAAUUAAACUUUGGGUUUUGAAUAAAUAGGUUGAGCGAUAUUAUUACUCGCAGAAAAAAUCCUCGCCUUUUAUUAACGUCAAUAUUAUUUUCAAAACCUAUGGAUAAUUCACAAAGGAAAGCCAAAUAGAUCACGUUUGAUCAGUGUCUUUAAAUCAGAUUAAACACUUGUAAAUCUUACCCCUACACAGUUUUCGUAUCAAAACUUCUCCAAAGUCCGGGGGUAGCGUGUGAAUAAGCAGCAGUACGUAAUGUUUCUUUCUCCACACCAUGUAAAUUGAGAUCAAUUCAGGUUUGAGGUAAACUGCCCACCUACCCCUCCCCUAAACCAACAUUAACGCUUACUUCUCACUUGGGGAAAAUGUUGGCUUAUGGGAGGAGUCUCACGGUGGGCAGUCUCCUAGAAAUCUAAAUUGAUCCGCAAAUUGUUCGUGAAAAGCGUCAAAAAAGUUAUUGUAUUUCAGCUUUGAAGGAUGCUCCGCAGAAUGUCUCGGGAUACAACAAAAGCUCUACAAGCAUUCAUGUGAUAUGGCUACCCAUUUCAAACCAACCAAACGUACUCUAUUACAAACUCGACGUUAUUCAUCUGGGUUCAAGUGCUGUUUCUUUCGUAUUCACGAUCAUUGGGCUUGAGCGUGAUAUCCAAGGAUUGCAAAAAUACACUGAUUAUCAGAUCAGCGUCUGUGGUGUAAAUACAGUCGGAGACGGACCCUAUAGCGUUCCAGUGAUAAUUUCAACUGAUAUGGAUGGUAUGUAUUGUGCCUGGAUAAAGUUUUUAAAUAUAGACAUUGAACCAUUUGUGUUUUGGUAUAAUUCCAAGAAAAAAUUUACUGGUUGGGAAAAAAUCAGGACAAAACGUGCAUUUUUCUGGUGCAAAUUGACUUGGCUUUUAGUAUGUGUACUGUACAAAAACGCUUUAUGAAAUCGUAGCAUUAAGCUCGCUGUCAAUGUGGUUCGUCAUUAAAACAGUUUUCACUAAAUAGUUGGUUUCAAACCAGUGCUGCUUUUGAAAUCAAUGUUCAGCUGAUUUCUGUUUCCGUUUUUUGUACAAUUCAGCGCCUUUAAUUACUAUUGCAUUGUCUAACCUGAUCCCGCAAAAGCUCGUUCCCAGGAUUCUCUCCUCUUUGUUCUCCGGAGUACGGACGAGUAGAAGAGAGUCCUGGGUAUGAGGUUGAAUCCUGUACAGCUCAACGAUUGUGUUUUUUGUUUCUCAAGUUCCCAGUGCAGCACCAACUGAACUCAUGGUGACUAGAAUCAACUCCUCGAGUAACAUUAGGCUAAACUGGACUUCGAUUCCUUCCGAGUAUAUAAACGCUCCGGCGUUGCUUGGUUACAUUGUUGAAUACCAAGAAGUAGGGCCUUUGGCUCUUCAAACGAACAAGACGAGUGACACGUGGCUUGAGCUGACAUUACCAAAAAAUGACACACAAUACUUGUUUACUGUCAGUGGCUAUAACGAGAGGGGAAAGGGUCCAAACAUUUCAUUGGCUUAUUGGCAGUUAUCAGUGGAUACCCCUACCAUUUGGAGUGACAGUGUGCUUCCUACCAGAGGCAUUGCAAGUUCUGUUAAUAUUUCACCUUCCCGUAGCAGCUCUGUCGCCUCUUCAGUCACAUCAUGUACGUUGAUAGCUUGUACAGUGUAAUGUUAAAAUUGUGUUUUUGUGAGGGCAAUUUUUCACCUCGCUCAAAAACGUUAAUUUGGUUGAUUUGGUGAUUGACUAAUUUGCUCAUUGAAUGAUUAUUUGCUUUAUUCAUUGAUCCUGUUUCUUUCGCGAAUUAAAAUAUUCAUUUCUUAUGCUUGUUUUUUCUCCUAUCGAUUAUGAUUGAUUAAUUCAUUUCACCUUUAAUCCAUUGACUGAUUUACUAAACGACUUACUGAGUUAUUGAUUGGUUUUCAGCUGUUAGGAACAACAAUGACACCACCACCACUAGCAACACUGCUGCCAACAACACCACCAGCAACACCGCUGCCACUAUCACCACCACCAUCAACACUACUACCUCCGUCACCGUCAACACCACUGCCACCACUGGCAACACCGUUGCCACCCCCACCAGCAACACUGCUGCCACCGUCACCAUUAACCCCACCAUCAGCAACACCAGUAACACCACCGCCAGUUACACUGUUGCCACUGCCAUCGGCAACACCGCUGCCACUAGCACGAACAGCAACAUCACCCCCUCCGUUACCAUCAACAACUCAAUAAGGUCAAACGAUGCAGAUGUAUCAGGAUUAAAUCAAAGCAUUAAAAGCAGUAAGUGUACCAGAUUCACGGUUUGUUUUAGCUACAAUCUUGGACAAAACUGUUGAGAAAAUUGCAUACUUGGGAGGCAUUUUUUCUAAACUUCGUAGCUGACCGAUUUUUCCCUCCCCCCCCCCCCCCCCCCUGGAAGCAGUGUUGUUGGGUCUUCAAAAGAAAGCCGGAUCCCUAAAACAUUUGUAGGAAGUAGCUUUGAACUGGAGGGAGGGAGUUUUCUUUAAGCAAAGCCGAUGAUUUGGAAAUAGUUUUGUUGCGUUAGGUAGUGCGCAUUAAUGAAAACAUUUUCUCAAGUAGUUUUGUCCAGGAUUGUAGAUAUAAUCUUACAAUCUUUUCUCGCUGUUAUGAUGAUACAGUAUAAAAAACUAUAAUGCCUUGCGCUUUUUUUGCAGCUUUUAACACAAGUGCAAAUAUUAUCACCAGUACGCCUACACUUCAGCCCACCACGACAUUGGUUUUAAAAAAGGGUAAGUUGCGCUCAACAGCUUUAAACAACUUACGAAAACAAGGAACAGGUGCAACACGAAGGAAAUUUGGAAGUUUGGAUAACCACUAAUAUUCCUAGGAGUUCUUGCGAUAAUCGAUUCGAUAGUGAAGCGAUGCCUCGUCAAUCCCCCUUUUCACUAUCCGUGGAAGAAUUGGUUAAUGGGGAUUAGAGAUGUGAGUGGCUGUACUUCAUUGACUCCUUCACCGUUCAUUCAUUUCUUUUACAGCACCUGCAGGGUCACCGAGGAAAGUUCAUGUAAGCAAUUACACAAGUCCGUAUUCCUUACUGGUCACGUGGCAGGAAAUUCAUCCCGCCGCUCAAAAUGGGGUUAUUCUGGGUUACAGAGUAUUGUACACUCUCGUGUUAGUGUCUCGUCAGACGGAAAUUACCACUGAUAUAGAAGAAAUAACAGUUCAAGCUCCGACUAAAAAUGUCUUACUGACUGGUUUAAGCAGCUUCUCCUUGUACAAGGUUGAAGUACUGGGUUUCAAUGACGUUGGAGAUGGACCACUCAGUAGUCCAGUUUUUGCAGGUGUGUUG
Messenger RNA from Porites lobata, 6988 nucleotides. NCBI's taxonomy places the organism in Eukaryota, Metazoa, Cnidaria, Anthozoa, Scleractinia, Poritidae. The record is from the annotation of a GenBank genome assembly.